Molecule: messenger RNA, 697 nt
Organism: Fomitopsis serialis
Lineage: Eukaryota; Fungi; Basidiomycota; Agaricomycetes; Polyporales; Fomitopsidaceae
Exons: 3
Coding region: 90-494 (134 amino acids)
Source: RefSeq, a predicted model, not a curated record
UUCGGGACGGCACCAUAUAUUACCUUGUGUGAGUCGCCUUAAUUCUGUGUAUUAUCUCGCCCUACACGUCCAACACAUUCCUCGGAGUCAUGGUGACUGUCUGGCUAUCCGCAAUAUUGUCAUUCUCGGUAACGACGUUCUCUACGCACUUCUGUGUCAUUCGCACCGUUGACUUGAAGAUAAUUUCCCCAGGGCGCUCACCUCCUUCUCAGCCUCCGCGCUCUCGCCGCAGAGCGCGAACGACUGGACAUUGCCACACCGGACAUAUCCGAAGACGUGCCAGAGAUCAGCCAAGGCCUGAGCAUCCCCGACACCGACGCUCAGCGGUCGCCACUGGAGAUUCACGAGCUCAUGCCCCGCCUGCCGCAGCCCGCCCGUUCCCUUCGACGGCCUGUGACAGACCGUCGGACGCAAGAAUCCCGACGUCAACAAUUGAGCAGGAAUCCAACUUGGUUACAGGACUGGGAGUGCAUAUAGUGAUCUACAUUUACUGACAGUGAUACCGAACUUUUCUUGAACACCAGCGGAACUGCUGUUUACACGUAUAAUCGUCGUAAUGCUACUAUCCUGAUACGAAUGCUUUCGCCAUCAUGUUGCUCGAUCGCUCAACCUACUUAUGUAUCAUACCAUACUUUUUUGAGGCUGCCCCACUAGUAGUCAAUAACACGAGACAGUUGCUAGACGGACUACGUACCAC